Paraglomus brasilianum is the source of this 1380-nucleotide messenger RNA. The record is from the annotation of a GenBank genome assembly. Lineage: Eukaryota; Fungi; Glomeromycota; Glomeromycetes; Paraglomerales; Paraglomeraceae.
AUGAGGUUAAAUGUUGCCGAAAAUCAUGAUGCUAGAACAGGAUAUCAUCCAAGGAAGGAACGCCUGUUGAUACCACCAGCUGUCCGUUAUAUGGAGACCGUCGAGAGCCUCGUGGAACUUUGCGAACUUUCGCAAAAAUUACCCUUGGACACAGAAUAUAGGUAUGACGGUGAGCAAUAUCCACAACGCUCAACGACGGACGAGUCCGUGGACUCUAUGGAUGGGGUGGAAAGAAUAUUAAUGGAUUCCCCAAAAGAUGUGCCCGAUGACGCUUAUGAAUCAGCAAGCACCGUGAGCGGCGAUUGUCUAUGUGAAACACCACGAAGUUGCGAAGAAACAUUUGAAACAUUUGAAACUUUACCUGAAGUGAUGGUAGUUGUUUCGUCUGCGUCGUUCAGCAGCGAUAUGAAUUGGGGAUUCACCGGUUUCACAAAUGGCAUUGGAAAUGGCUUUGGCGAAGAAGAACUGACGCUAUCGAUGCGUGACGUCGAGACGCAGCCCACACGCGGUAAAUGUGCCGACGACCCUGCCCAGGUUGGAAGCUGGCCUGAAAAAGAUGUUGUCGUACUUAUUAAUGCGGUACAGAAUUAUGGUAAAAACUGGCAAUUCAUUGCCGAAUAUUGCUUUGGUUUACGAAAACCAGCGACUGCUAUACGACGUAAAUACAGACGUCUAACGAGCGACAAUGUUGGUCUAUGGUCGCCUGAUGAAGAUAGGUUGAUAAAUGAAGGUGCUCGACAUGGUAGAGGUAAUUGGGAAAAACUUGCCCUUCGUCUUCCAAAUCGUACACCGGCGGACCUUGAAGAUCGAUGGCAUCAAAUUUCCACUUGUAAGCAGUAUCACUGGACCCCAGAAGAAGACCAUUUACUCAAACUGUUAGUGACCAAACUAGGCGAAAAUUGGAAGCCAAUCGCGAAGCAAUUAAAAAAGGAUCCACGUGUUGUGAAAUGGAGAUAUACCUGGUCACCGACGCAUAAAGGUUUAAAGUGGAGCAAAGAUGAACUGAUCACUCUUGUUGAAGCAUACCGGAUGUAUGGACCUGAUUGGAGCAGAAUAACACCGCUACUUCCGAGUCGUACAAUAGAGGAAGUGAGAAGACACUUUGCGAACAAUGUUUCGUUGGCUAUGCGUACUGGUAAAUGGCGAGUGGAAGAAGUGCAGCGUUUCGAGUUGGCAUUUUCUAGCUAUGGUGAUCGAUGGGAUGAAAUCGCAAAGGCAGUGAAGACAAGAACCCGUGAGCAAUGUAAAGCAUAUUAUAAGAAUACCAUAGAAAGAGCAAUCCUUAGGAAAUGUAAAAAGCUUAAUAUUCCUGCUAACGAGAGGGUAGUUGUAGGAGUGGAUUUGUCUUCUGACGGAUUAUGGCGAAAACGUGACCGAUAG